Messenger RNA from Lytechinus variegatus (green sea urchin), 1073 nucleotides. RefSeq names its product putative nuclease HARBI1. Bases 174 to 1073 code for a protein of 299 amino acids. Lineage: Eukaryota; Metazoa; Echinodermata; Echinoidea; Temnopleuroida; Toxopneustidae. The record is from RefSeq and is a predicted model, not a curated record. The transcript has 4 exons.
AAACGCAAGUCCCCUGAAUCUUACGCAACUUUGCGUUAGAUCGCAACUCUGUUGCAGAAAAGAGAUGCGUUUGAUUUCUAACGCAUCUAUCAAGCGCAACUCUCCUUGAUCAAACGCAACUUUGCGUUUGAUCAGUGAUCAUACGCAAGUUGCAGUAAAUCCAUAGCAACAACAUGGCAGCCAUACUAUUAGCAGAAGCUGAGGAAGUGCAGCCACAUCCUGGCCGAGUGAUAAGGGAUAGGGACCAGCCCCUCGACUCUCUUUCUGAGACGCAGUUAGUUAAGAGAUACCGAUUCGGUCGCGAGGCAGUUUUCUUCCUAAUCAAUCUACUCACCAAUCAAAUCGCACCACCAACGGAACGCAACAAGGCAAUCCACCCCACACUACAAGUUUUGAUAAGCCUUAAUUUCUUCGCAACCGGAUCGGUCUUGGAAAGUGAUGCAAACAUCCAUGGCAUUCACCGCAGCACUGUGUCUAGGAUAAUCCACAGGGUCUCUCAAGCCUUGUGUGGUCACAAGAGCCAGUUCAUCAAGUUCCCCAGGACUGAUGCCGAAACAGCCGCCAAUAUUCAGGAUUUCUAUAGAAUCGCAGGCUUCCCGAGAGUGGUAGGGGCUGUUGAUGGCACGCACGUGUGCCUACAUGGCUGCCCAUUAGGCCCAGAUGAAUACGUUUACACCAAUCGAAAGGGCAGGUCUUCCAUCAACGUCCAAUUGGCUUGCAACGCAAAAUUCCAGAUAAUAAAUGUCGUUGCGAGAUGGCCGGGGAGUACCCACGACUCCAGGAUUCUUCAGAAUAGCAGACUGUACCGCAAGUACAAUAAUGGAGAACUGAAAGGGAUCAUCCUCGGUGACUCUGGUUAUCCCUUGAUGACAUGGUUAAUGACCCCCAUCCUUAAUCCACAGACACCAGAAGAACAAGCCUACAACAAUAAAAGAUUCAGACAGCCAGCAGCAGACGAUAAUGAAGAUGACCACAUGAUCGAUGACAACAUGGAAGGAGAAAUCAACAGGAAAAGGGGAGAUGCAGCAGCCAUCGCUGUCCGGGCCCAGAUCGUACAGUCUUUUGUUGUGUAG